This is a messenger RNA of Cydia pomonella (codling moth), 922 nucleotides long. RefSeq names its product dynein light chain roadblock-type 1-like. Lineage: Eukaryota; Metazoa; Arthropoda; Insecta; Lepidoptera; Tortricidae. The coding region runs from base 402 to 788 and encodes 128 amino acids. Gene Ontology annotation, biological process: microtubule-based movement. Gene Ontology annotation, molecular function: dynein intermediate chain binding. Gene Ontology annotation, cellular component: centrosome; cytoplasm; cytoplasmic dynein complex. The transcript is spliced from 4 exons. The record is from RefSeq and is a predicted model, not a curated record.
UAUAGUUCGUGUCAUCCACGAUGACGCGCAGAUUUCUCAAAUCUAACCCUUAAUAACAUAUUAAUAUGAGUCAAGGCGCGCGUCUUCGUGAAUGACACGAUCUAUAGGAUAGUCGUUAAGGUAUAAUUUUACUGUGACAACAUUAGCUUGUCCCAUUAAUACCGCGGUAGUUGGGAAAAUAACAUUUGUCCUGCUGGCAACACGGUAGUUCUAGCAAGUGGGGGACACGGAGAAAGUCGGACAGGCUCGUUCACUUGGUUGAGGCCGCGGUACCUAUUUAGAUAGUCCAUAGCCUGCUGGAUUUAAAUUUUUUACACAAUUAAAUAGUCACUAGUGUCAGAAUAGUGAAUAAAUAAAUCAGGCCUUUUAUUAAGACUUCAGGAUAACAUCUGUUAGACAAAAUGAAGAUCAUGCAAAAGUUAUUGAAGGAUGACAAAGACACAUUUUUAGUUCAUACGACUGCCCUCAUGAACGAAAGGAAUCCGAUCGUGGACCGUAUAAUGGAUGGCGACUCUGUGGACACAGUCAUCAUGGCAAACAAAGAAGGUUCUCCAAUCCUAACAAACAUGAACCUCUCGAUCUCCACGCGGUACGCCACGAGCAUGCAGCGUCUAGGCACCAUGGUGCACCACUUGAUAAUGGAGCUGGACCCGUUCGACGAGCCACUAGUUUUCCGUCUAAAGAGCAGCAAAGAAGAAGUGAUGGUGGCACCGCACCGGGAGUUCAGCAUCAUCGUCGUUCAGAGAGAGAAGGCCAAUAAGAAACCCGCACCGAAGGUGAAGAAAUAAGCGAUUUGAGGGUGCAGUCCCCAGGAGAAUUGCGUCAUAUCGAAGCAAAGUUAGCAAUGUAUCUAUCCACCUGCGGAUAGAUAGAAUACUCUUUAUUGCAUACCUCAGUAGAGGACACAGAUUAAGGAAAACAA